Molecule: messenger RNA, 3055 nt
Organism: Chroicocephalus ridibundus (black-headed gull)
Lineage: Eukaryota; Metazoa; Chordata; Aves; Charadriiformes; Laridae
Gene: LRRC74B
Product: leucine rich repeat containing 74B
Exons: 9
Coding region: 61-1170 (369 amino acids)
Molecular function (GO): protein binding
Source: RefSeq, a predicted model, not a curated record
UGUCCGCUCCGCGCUCCGUCGCCAUGGCAGCAGCGCGGCGAGCCGGGGCCAGGGCUGGAGAUGGCGGCGGCGGCGGGGGGCAGCGGGAGCGGCGCGGACGGGGCGAGCUCGGGCGAGGAAGACGCUGGCGGCCUGGCAGGAGAGAGCCGGUACCUGGCUGCGUGCCGGGCCUGCGGCGUGACCCCGGCGCGUGGCCUCCUGCGGCGCAGACCGGGCCCCACGCUCAGCCUGCGGCACCGUGGCCUGGGCCCGCGGGGUGCCAAGGCUUUAGCUCUUUCCUUGAUGGUCGAUACCUCUGUCCUCGCGUUAGACCUCAGUGACAACUGGCUGCAGGGAGAAGGGGCGGCUGCAGUUGCGGAGAUGCUGAAAGAAAACUGCUGCAUUUCAGCUGUUGAUGUGUCUGAUAACAAACUGGGUGUUGAAGGAGCUAAGGCCUUUUCCGCUAUGCUUCUCGAAAAUACUACGCUUGUGUCCCUCCAGCUCUCAGGAAAUGAACUUGAUGAUCACGCAGCAAAGUAUUUAGCGGAUGCCAUCGCAGCAAACAGCAAAGUGGAAACUCUGGAUCUGAGUUACAAUCUGUUUGGUGACAAAGCAGGUGAAAUUCUUGGAAUGGCGAUAGCAGAAAACAUUGGAUUAAAAGAAUUUAAAAUCAGCUGGAACCAUUUCCAUAGCCAAGGGGCAGCUGCCUUGGCCAAAGGCUUGGGGGCAAACGUGUUCCUCAAAGUGCUGGAUGUUUCCUACAACGGCUUUGGCAACAGUGGGGCGGCUGCCUUGGGGGAGGCUCUUCGAGUCAACAACGUGCUGGAAGAGCUCAACGUGAGAAACAACCGUAUUUCGGUGGAAGGAGCUCUGCACAUUGCAGCUGGCCUGAAAGAAAACAAGACUCUGAAAAAACUGAACAUGACCAGAAAUCCCAUGCAGAGUGAAGGCUGCUGUGGGGUCCUCAAAGCUCUACGGGCAAAUCCUGGCACUGGCGUAGAGAUCCUGGACUUGCCGGACAUCCCUGUGGACAAAGAGCUUGCGGAGCUGUGCGAUGCUGUGAAAAGACUUUUCCCAAAUCUUCUUCUCAGACAUGGUGGAAACACGGAGUUGCGGAGGAAAAGCCAGUUGAAGGCUGAGCUUCGGACUCUGCCCAAAGUGGCGGGUAAUUCCCAGGCUGCAGUAGCUUAACGCGAGUCUCUCUGGGGCUGCUUCUUCGGCACGUCUGCCUGACACCCCAGUCCCACUCACCAAGCCCAUGACACAAGGACUUGCCAGGGCCGCGCUAAGGCAGGAUUUGUGCAAAUAUUGGCCAUUUCCUUAUUGCUGGUACUUGCAAGUUUUUUCUGUCUUUUCGCGUUAGGAUUUCUGCUACGACCAGCUCUGAGUCUCUUCCAGCACGUGCAAGAGCAUCCUCAUGGAUGAGAGUCGAGGGGCUCCUUUUUAAUCACCGUCUUUGUGUGUAGGGACAUUUGUCUGUCAGAACAUCACAUGCCGUAGCUGCUGGUGGUGGUUGAGUUCAUAGCCCACCGCAGCGGGGCUCUGUGCGGCCUGACAAUGCGCUUAUUCUGUCGGAAGGAAAGCCCUACCCAGAGAUGUGCUGUGAACAGACGCUUUCCGCGCCGGCCGUGUUACGCAGCCGGGAUUGCCUUUGCGGAGUUACCUGUCAGAUGCGCCGGUGACUCAUUUUUAGCUCCUUCCUACUGCAGUUUCUUAUCUUUAGGUGGAGCCCGUGCUCUCCAGAGUAGGCCCCCUGUCCUGGGUGAUGACAGGCGUUAUUUUCUUGAUGUGCGCUCUUGCUUUUGUCAGCGUGACGUAGGAUGGAUGCUGCAAGUUGUCUGGAAAUAGGACAGGCACUCAGUGGUAGCUCAGCAGUGACAACAGCACAUGGGCUGUAACUCUUUUACACUCCCUGAGAUGUUUUCUUGUGAUCUCGGUAUAAUCCACUGGAUCCUUGCUACGGUCUCUGGGACGCCUGGGCACCGUGAUUCGCAGAGGGGGGGAAUUGUGAGCUCCUUGAGGAGCAGUGUGCAGGAGCCACGUCUGCGCUCGCAGCUCCCUGGCUUAACUCUCCCUCUCCUGGUCUCCGUGAAGAAGUGGUUUGUGGCAGCAGUUUCUUGCAGUUUGGGAGAGGGGCCAAGGAUGGUCACACAAACAGCUCUGGCUGUCUGUCUCGGGCCGGGGGCAGUCAGGGGGGCAGCAAACCCCAGCGGCGUCGCAGCGCUGCCUUAACCUAGCUGUGGCCCUGCACAAACAAUUGCCUUCCGUUGCCUCAAAGGUUGGCCGACCUCAUUGACCAAGCGCUUGCAACCAUCUUGGCUUUAUCCGCAGCUCCGGCGAGGCAAGCCCCAGGCACGUCACUGCGCGCUGGGUUCGAUUUCCUCUUUCGCUGACACACCGACCGACGGGGGGGUCAGGGGACAGCCAGCCAGGCAGCGCUCGCGCUGACACCUCCCUGAGGAGGCAGCUUGCGAAGGCAGGGGCCACGAUUUCAAGAACGGCUUCUGCCAGUCUCCUUCCAGAGUAGCUGGCCGCUGCCCUGCGUUUUGCCUUACGCUUUUUUCCCUGGAACGGAAACGUUACCGUCCCCCCGCUCGCUUUUGUGUUUCAUUUACCUGCUCAACGUGCCUACCAGGGAAACUGCACUUCGCCUCAGUUCUCAGCAGAAGACGAGGUUUGGCCUCUGUGUUUGCAAAGAACUCUACGCAGUUACGGCUUGCCUAACGGAGUCUCUCCUAUAAACGCGCAAAUUAUUUUACAGUUACAUGUCUAAUAAAUACUGUCAGUGCCUUGGACUCACACCUGUCUGUUCACACCAUUCAACCCGUUCAACCCUCUGGGUUGUUUCGAGAAAUUUCAGAGCCGUCCCGACACCCCCUCGGUCUCUAGAUGAAAAAUUUGGGUAUCGACCACAGAAGCUGUUACAGGGAUUGAUCUAAAUCGGCCUAAGUACUUAUAUUUUAAAAUAUUUAGUCACCAUUCGUUGUUUCGGUUAUGUCCUUUGCCCCUAGCCCUUCUUGUGCUCUCCAGAGACGCAAAUGAAAAUCGUAUUAAAAAAUAAGGUGGGUAAAAAAUA